This is a messenger RNA of Lactuca virosa, 2084 nucleotides long. Lineage: Eukaryota; Viridiplantae; Streptophyta; Magnoliopsida; Asterales; Asteraceae. The record is from the annotation of a GenBank genome assembly.
AUUCUUUCGAAGGAACUUGACACCUUAAUGGUUUCUGAUUCAACAAGGACUACUUAAUUUGCUACUGUCGUAUCACCAUUGUGACGACAUAUCCAACUUAUCAAUUUCUUUCUCUCUUUUUUUGCCUUUAUUUUUCUAGGUGAUUGGUGUCGUGUCCCAUUAAUACCAACUAUUGUCUCUCCAACAACGUUAAGUUUCAAGAAAUCGUGCCUUCUUUGUUUCUCCAUUCUAAUCAUCUCCUAUUUUCUGUUCAACGUUUCCACCAAAAACAACCGCAAAUGGCCGGAGAGAAAAGUUUCCAGUCACUCAACAAACCUUGUGUUCUGCUCAUAGUGAUUGCUGGGGUGGAGCGGUUUGUGUUCAAAGGCGUGGCGUCAAAUCUUGUAAUUUAUCUGAUCGACGUGAUGAAUAUGAGCAGCUCCUCCGCCGCGAGAACCGUCAACAGCUGGUGUGGUUUUACAUCGAUGUUGCCAUUAUUGGUGGCGCCGCUGGUGGAUUCUUAUUGGAACCGAUACUCCACCAUAUUAGCGUCUUCUUUCCUCUAUCUAGUGGGGCUAUUGGCAUUAACAUCAACAGCAUUAAACAAAUCUAACUCAUCAUCAUCUUCGUCGUCUUCGUCACUGUUUUGGUCACUUUAUCUAAUUUCACUAGGCCAAGGUGGGUACAAUCCUUCUUUGCAGGCGUUCGGCGCCGAUCAAAUUGAUAAAGAAGACGAGCUUCCGACAACCAAAACUGAUACUGAUAAGAGCCCCGACAAGAAAAGCAUGUUCUUUAAAUGGUGGUAUUUCGGAAUCUGCAGUGGUAGUCUUAUUGGCGUGUCAAUCAUGCCGAAUAUACAAGACACUGUGGGUUGGGGUUUAGGGUUUGCCAUGCCCACCAUGGCCAUGGCAGUCUCCAUUGUUAUGUUUUCAUGCGGCAGCCGGUUUUACUCGUAUAGCCAUGACCGGAGCAAUGACGUUAGAUCUUUGGAGACGGUCGUUCAAGCCAUUAAAUGUUCUGUGUCUAAAUUUGUCCAUUCGAAAACAGAAGAAAAAAAACCCGGCCUUGUUGAUCUCGAGCUCGAAGAGAAACCACUCUGUUUAAAAGGAGAAAAUGAAACUGUAUGUUUAGUUGAUGAAAGGUCAAACAACAGUAAUCAUCUGGUCAAAAUCGUAAAAGUGGUCGUCAGUCUACUACCUAUUUGGACCACAUUGCUAAUGUUCGCCGUCAUUUUCCAACAACCAGCAACCUUCUUCAUAAAACAAGGAAUGGCGAUGAAAAGAAACAUCGGAGACAGCUACAAGAUCCCGCCGGCAACCCUCCAAAGCGCCAUAACCAUAUCAAUAAUCCUUCUUAUGCCAUUCUAUGACAACAUCUUCAUCCCCUUGACUAAAUUAAUCUUGCGUAACGAGAACGGAAUCACGACAAUGCAAAGAAUCGCCAUCGGAAUGUUCCUUUCCGUUAUCGCAAUGAUAUUCGCAGCCACUGUCGAAAUGAAGAGACUUCAGACGUCGACGGAAUCGGAAUUGGAGACUCUGAGUAUAUUUUGGUUGUUACCGCAGUACAUAUUGUUGGGUAUAUCGGACAUUUUCACGGUGGUCGGAAUGCAGGAGUUUUUUUACAGUGCGGUGCCGGAGGGGAUGAAGACGAUGGGGAUAGCUCUGUAUACAAGUGUGUUUGGGGUGGGGAGCUUUUUGAGUGCAUUAUUGGUGUAUUUGGUGGAGUAUUUUACGAGCUCUGAAGGUGGGAAAGGUAACUGGUUUUCAGAUGAUAUGAGGGAAGCAAGGCUUGACAAAUAUUACUGGUUGUUGGCAGUUACAAGUGCUUUAAGCUUGGUGAUUUUUGUGUUGCUCUGCACCCUUCAAAAGGCAAAAUCAUGAUUGAUGGAAACAUAAUAUCACAAAGAUCAUAGUUUUAACUUUUACUCUCUUUUUACAUGAAGAAAAAAAAAACACCUUAAACGUUAACCAAGUAAUCAAGUGUUUUGGGUUGCGUUUAACUUUUAUAUGUACAUACUUUUGUUUUGUUUGUUUUUGGAUUUUGACGUAGAUACAUAGAGAUCUUCCCAAAAAUAAAACGUUUGUUUUAGUGUGUGUUAUGGGUGA